UUGUUUAACAAAUAAAAAUUAUUUAUUAUUUAUAGAAAUAAUUAUUUUUCAUGGGAUUAUAUUUUCUCUUAUUUUUCUAGAUGUUUUUUCUAUUAAUACAAAUUCAUAAGUUUGAGUUGUGUUAAUUUGAUAAUAAAAACAUGCGUUAUGAAGUCUGUGUGCUCAAUAAGUUUUUUUACUUGUGUAUUUUAUUACAAAUUAGUGUGUGUUUUUAAAGCAAAUGUAAAGCAUUUUUGGACUUCAUUAGUAGAACUUGUUUCACUAGAAAGGAUUAUUACAUCAUGCCAGAUGAAGAAGGAAAAGGAGCAGGAAGAAAGUAAAACAAAGCUUUAUAAGUGGGAUUUUUACAUUUCUGGUCCAACCCAUCUCACUUCUGUUGAUUGGAGAAAACAAGAUCAUACAAGAUCGGUUCUGGCUAGUUUAAUUCAAGGAGUGUACAUAAUUGGGAGAGAUCGACAACAAAAACGAACAGAAGACAAAGCACUUGCUCCAUCUUGGUGGAAUUUCUUCCAUUUCCAACCCAUCAAAACACUUAUAGAUCCAUUUGAUUCUUCCAUUUUUGGAUCCAUUUUUGAGCACAAAUUCCAUACCCAUACUCCUAACUAUGAUCAUCUAGGUCUUCCUCCAAGGUAUGUUAUUGCCUUCCGUGGUACUAUCUUAGAACCUGACACCCGAAAACGAGACCUCUACUUGGAUGUCCAAAUACCCUUAAACGGGUUGACCCGUGACCCUAGAUACCAUAUAUCAUAUCAAGAAGUUCAAACUAUACUAAACCAAACAAGCCCUAAAGAUGUUGUAUUAACAGGGCAUUCCCUAGGAGCAGCUAUUGCACUUCAAGUAGGAAAAGACAUAACUAAAAAAGGAUCUCAUAUUCCAACUUAUCUUUUUAACCCUCCAUACACAUGUGCCCCGAUUGAGAGGAUAAAUAACCCGUAUUUGAAAUCCAAGAUCCGGGUUGCUAAAAGUAUGGUAACUGCAGGGGUAUACAAAGUUGUUAAAAAGAAUAAUACUCUUACCCGAGAACUUGACCCGUUUUAUUCACUAUGUUCAUGGAUUCCUAACUUGUUUGUAAACCCUAAUGACCCGUUUAGUUGUGAGUAUAUCGGGUAUUUUGAGCAUCGAGGAAGGAUGAAGGAAAUGGGGAAAGAUAAAACAGAGAAUAUUGCAAUGAAGAAUUCAUUGAUGAGUAUGUUAGCAGGAGCAUUUGGGAGGGAUAAUGAAGCACCACAUCUAAUUCCAUCAGCAUUACUUGUGAAGAACAUGGUAAGUUUAGGGCAAACUAUUAAAGAAGCUCAUUGUGUUGAUCAAUGGUGGAAACCACAUCCUCAUUGGGACUCUAAACUUUAUUUGUGGGAGAAUGUAAUUGUAAAUAAUUAUGUUUGAUUUUGUCAUUAAUCGUUAUCCUUUUAUAGUAUCCCAAAAAUUAUGAUCGGGUCGAUGUUGUUUUUCUGCAGGUAGUUUUAAUCUUGAGGCAAUAACGUUAAUCACAUUCCUUUCUAUGUAGGGCUCUCACUUUUUAGGGAUAAAAUUGACCACUUUCCUCUAGUACUUCGUCUCAUGGAAGUACGGGUAUGGAUUCUCCGUCACCUUCCCUCACCCGGAUUCUAUCUUCGAGUGAGAUAUUGAGUUAUUGAUGAUGAUGAUGAAUACUUAAGAAAAAUUAAAAAUGGUUUUGAAAUGUAAAUUAAACGGUUUGAAAAUAAUAAUGGUUUUAAUCACCUGUGGUUUUGAAAUGUAAAUCAGAAUGUGUUAAAUAAAGUCAUCAACCACUUCUUUUUUAUCAAUGCAUAAAUUAGUUAAUAAUUUAUAACAAAAGGCGGUAAAAUUCUACUCCUAUCAACCCCUUCUUAUUAAGCUAAAUUUAAAAGCUUUAAUUACUUACCAACCUUUGUUAAAUUUUGUGGCAUUUUCAGUAGUAUAAAUAGGCAGCUCAUCACUUGCAUUUUUCUCAUACCACGACAACAUUCUUGAGUGGCAAAGCAAAAGUGAAAACAAUAUUUAGAGUGAGUUAUUGUAAAAAUAAGAGUGAGCUACUACAAUGUAGUAGUAGUAUUUAUAUUGUAAUCUUAUAUGUUUCUAGUGAUAUUAUUAUUACUUUAAGCAUUAGUUGUUCAAUACCACUCUAAAUUUUAUUGUCCACAUUAUUAUUUUGCUAUUUUUCCACAUAAAAAUACCCCAAACUUCUCUACAAUUAGUAUCAGAGCAAAAUGGUCUACUGUGAGACUCACUUUGGUAAAUUAUCAGCAAUAGACUGCUAAAUUAGUCAAAAUAAUUUUGGCUACCGAAUGAUCAAGUGAUCACAUGGAAAUUUCAUCUGUGUGCAAUCUGGGAUUGUGAAGUUCUUGGUGAGAGACCAAACUUACUUAUUACGUGAAAGACGUAACUAAGUUACAAAUGACAGAUAUUGUGAGUACAUAUGGUGAUAUUGAGAAACUCAAAAAUAAUAAUUACACUACAUGGAGCAUACGUAUGCAAUUUUAUUUGUUGGGUCAAGACCUUUAGGGUAUAGUCAGUGGUGGUGAUACCACGGUACCAACUGAUGUAGAAGAGUCACAGAAGUGGAAGAUUAAAGCCGAAAAGGCGAUGUACGUGUUGACAGCAACUGUUGAAGACGAGUUGUUGCACCGUAUCAAGGAUGCGAAGACACCCAAGGAGGCGUGGGACACAUUGUCAAGGUUGUUUUCAAAGAAGAAUGAUACUCAACUCCAGAUGCUAGAGAACAAGCUAAUAUUGAUUCAACAAAAUAAAUUGAUGGUGAACCAAUAUUUCACUAAAGUCAAAACUUUGUAUAUGCAAAUCACAAAGUUGGAUCCGGAGAAUUCGAUCAUGGAGACUAGGAUGCGAAGGAUCAUUGUGCGCAGCUUGAAGUCGAUGCUUAAUGGUCUUGUCACGGCCAUCCGAGGUUGGGUUACAUAACAACUCUAAUCGAGUUUGAAAAUGUGUUAGCUAAUCAGGAAGCUCUAUAUAAUCAAAUGUCCAGAGUUUCUGUCAAAGAUGAAGAGAAUGCUCUAUUUGGAAACAAAAAUCCAAAUAAGAGUAAUGAGAAAAUUGGUCAAUCGAAUAAUCCAUUACCUGGAAAGUCAAAUCAAAAGUCAGGAUGAUUUUGGAAAAGACGAGGAAAAGGAGGCUUCCAUCAAGGGGGGCUUGAGAUCGACAAGAAAAUCAUAAUAAAGAUAAGAACCGGACACGACGAGAACUUGUUUGCUACAACUGUAGUAAAAAAGGGACAUUAUGCUCUUAUUUAUUAUUAUUAUUUUAUUUUUAUUUUAUUUUUUUUAAUUUUUUUUUAAAAAAACAAAUUAAAAGAAAAGGAAAAGAAGAGAGAAAAAAUUGAGAAUAU
Messenger RNA from Amaranthus tricolor (Joseph's coat), 3340 nucleotides. RefSeq names its product GDSL esterase/lipase At4g10955-like. Gene Ontology annotation, biological process: lipid metabolic process. The coding region runs from base 148 to 1383 and encodes 411 amino acids. NCBI's taxonomy places the organism in Eukaryota, Viridiplantae, Streptophyta, Magnoliopsida, Caryophyllales, Amaranthaceae. The record is from RefSeq and is a predicted model, not a curated record. The transcript is spliced from 2 exons.